Acinonyx jubatus (cheetah) is the source of this 6020-nucleotide messenger RNA. RefSeq names its product tudor domain containing 9 (gene TDRD9). NCBI's taxonomy places the organism in Eukaryota, Metazoa, Chordata, Mammalia, Carnivora, Felidae. The transcript has 31 exons. Bases 2019 to 5366 code for a protein of 1115 amino acids. Gene Ontology annotation, molecular function: RNA binding; ATP binding. The record is from RefSeq and is a predicted model, not a curated record. Gene Ontology annotation, cellular component: intracellular anatomical structure.
GACACCAGAAGAGGAAUUGAGGGUUUUUUUAAUUAAAAUUUUUUUAUACAGUAUAUUUAUUUUGGAGACAGAGAGCAUGAGUCAGGGAGGAGCAUAGAGAGAGGGAGAGAAUCCCAAGCAGGCUCCAGGCUGUCAGUGCCCAGCCCGGUGCGGAGCUCGAACCCGCGGACCGUGAGAGUGUGACCUGAGCCAAAGUCAGACGCUUGACUGAGCCACCCAGGCGCCCUGAGGACAGUUCUGUGCGCUGCUGUUUUAAAGACUUAGGUUUUGAGUUGACUGAAAGUCCGUGGGGAUGGUGAUCGCUGUUUGCAUCACGUGAGCUAAAAGGAGGAGGGCGUGAACUCGACUGAACUAGCGGAGGGUUGUGAUAAUUACGUGUUCCCCAUGUAGGCCACCCCGUGUGUGGGGAGCAGCUUCCGAAGGGUGGCCGCGGCUGGAGUGUGGCCUCGUGGAAAGGGCUGUGACGGGCUUUGCUGCUGUUGGAAAGCAGUUGUCUGCCAGACUUCCGUCUGUUCAUCUGCUUAGGGAAGCAUCUCUUGGGACUCCGCUCCCAGGAUGAGACCCGUCUGCCGCAGAAGGCUCACCUGGCGGGCGCCAGACAGAUGGAAUCUGAAAAUUGUAAUUGUGUCACUGCUUGACACGAUUGUAGCACGAAUGCAGGAAUUUGGCUGUUCUAUUCCUUUUUUGGAAUCUUAAAGAUGACAUUAAAGAUUGUUCAACAAUUUGGGACCUUUUGGUUGUCAUUUUAAGACCUCAUUUUGGGGCGCCUGGGUGGCUUAGUCGGUUGAGUGUCUGACUUUGACUCAGGUCACAUGAUACCAUUGAAAUGAUGGAAACUGAAGACAAAUUGGAAACUUCAUAGUCUAACAUAUCAGCAUAAAUUUCUGUAACAUGCAAAUUACUUAGUCAUUAGGAAUUAUUAUUUUUUUUAAGACUUUGUUUUUAGGGGCACCUGGGUGGAUCAGUCGGUUAAGCAUCCAACUCUUAGUCUCAGCUCAGGUCUUGAUCUCAGGUCUUGAUGGUGCAUUUAAGCCCCCACACUGGACCCUGCGCUGGGUGCGAAGCUUACUUAAAAAAAGUCUACCACAUUGCUGAAAAUGGUGGGCAGGAAUUUGGUUCCCAUUAUAAAAAUGGUAGGAAACCAUUGGUUGGUUUCAGUAUUUUCUUCAUUUGUUAAACCUAUGAAACAGAAUAUUUUCUGGGCCAAGAAAUGAGAAAUCAAGUUAUAGAUGGCAUUAUACUGAGUUUUUUGAAAUGCUCAAAAAUUCUCUUUUUAGUACUUUUUAAAAAGAGAGUUGCUGUCAGAGACUUAGAUUCGGGAGCGUGGGAAGAUGGGCCUGAAGGUCUCCCCUUCCUCUGCCGCACAGACCCUUAGAGGUUCCUGGCUCUGGGCCGUCCCCACACCUGCUGGCCCCGCUGUCACUGUUGGCUGAUCACACUCAGGUCAGUCCCACGCUGGUGUCUUGAGCAGGCUGCCGAGUUGUCUGUCUGGAGGAGAGGCUGGUGGCAGUGAGGAGUCUCGAUGGCCUUGAGCAGUCCGGUCUAGCCUCAUGUCCGCAUGCCGCCUCAACCGAACAGAGGCCCCGCACGCCAUCAGCCUCACUGUCCCUCGGAAGACAGUUUAGAGAGCAUCUGCCGGGACCGAGUAUGCCCCGUGGGGGCCACUCUUACACCCACAUGGCUUCUCAGAGGCUUCCUUCCAACCUGAAGCAACUCAUGUUAAAUGAGUUCUGGUUAAUAUGCUUUCUACCAUUUGGAUCUAACAUCUUAGGGGAAAAUACACGUAUUUUGUUUACACAGUAACGCAUUGGGUCAUCGGCAGCCGGCCGAGAGUUGGGUUUACCCCCGGUGAGCGUCUCAGAGACUGGCGGAUGGCGCGUGUCCUUCGUGGCACUGCUGCCUUGUCCGCUGCACAUCUGGGGUGCUGUGGGUGCUGCUCCUGGCUUUCACACAGAGUUUCCCACGGAGGACAUCCUGUAUUUGCUUCCUGGCACAACUGACCACUUGUGCUAAUCCUCAUGUCGGCCACCAUCAGUUGCAAAGAGUUUGCAGAUUAUUUUGCUGUUCCUGUCCAGAACAAGAUGAACCCUGCGUAUGUUUUUGAAGUGGAAGGAAAGCCCCAUUCGGUCGAAGAGUAUUAUCUUGAUGAUUUGGGGCACACGCAUCACAGCAGGCUUUCUCCUCACAUCCUGGAGGAGCCGGUGAUUACUAAGGACAUAUACGAAGUCGCUGUCUCCCUGAUCCAGAUGUUCGACCACCUGGAUGUGAAGGAGAGUGGGAGCAAGAGCUCGUCGGGUGCCCAGUUUGUGGCGGAGCGGAGCAGCGUGUUGGUGUUUUUGCCAGGUCUGGGUGAAAUAAACUACAUGCAUGAACUUCUCACAAACAUGGUUCACAAAAGGUUACAGGUUUAUCCACUCCAUUCAAGUGUGACUUUGGAAGAACAGAAUAACGUGUUUCUAAGUCCAGUUCCUGGGUACAGAAAGAUUAUUCUGUCCACCAACAUUGCAGAAAGCUCCAUCACAGUUCCAGAUGUCAAGUACGUUAUAGAUUUUUGUUUGACUAGAACUCUGGUUUGUGAUGAAGAUACGAAUUACCAGAGUCUGCGAUUGAGUUGGGCCUCUAAAACCAGUUGUAAUCAGAGAAAAGGCCGUGCGGGAAGAGUGUCUAAAGGGCACUGCUAUAGAUUGAUCCACAGGGAUUUCUGGGACAGCUCCAUCCCAGACCACGUUGUCCCCGAGAUGUUGCGUUGUCCAUUAGGAAGCACAAUAUUGAAAGUGAAAUUGCUGGAUAUGGGUGAACCGAGAGCUUUGCUGGCAACGGCCCUUUCUCCACCUGGUCUGGGUGACAUUGAACGAACCAUCCUUCUGCUAAAGGAGGUUGGAGCACUUGCAGUGAGUGGGCAGAGAGAGGAUGAGAACCCCCACGAUGGUGAACUGACCUUCUUAGGAAGAGUUUUGGCCCAGCUUCCUGUUAAUCAGCAGCUCGGUAAACUCAUAGUCCUUGGGCACGUAUUUGGAUGUCUUGAUGAGUGUCUUAUUAUAGCUGCAGCGCUUUCCUUGAAGAACUUUUUUGCAAUGCCUUUUAGGCAGCAUCUUGAUGGAUACAGGAACAAAGUGAAUUUCUCCGGCAACAGCAAGAGCGACUGCAUUGCACUGGUUGAGGCAUUUAGAACUUGGCAGGCUUGCAGACAGAGAGGAGAGCUUCGGCACCCAAAGGAUGAACUUGACUGGGGACGGUUAAAUUACAUUCAAAUCAAGAGAAUUAGAGAGGUGGCUGAGCUGUACGGAGAAUUGAAGAACCGGGUCUCUCAGUUCAACAUGUACGUUGAUUCGCGGCGGCCUGUCAUGGACCAAGAAUAUGUUUAUAAGCAGCGCUUCAUCCUGCAGGUUGUAUUGGCGGGUGCUUUUUACCCAAAUUACUUUACUUUCGGACAGCCUGACGAGGAGAUGGCGGUGAGGGAGCUGGCUGGCAAAGACCCGAAGACCACCAUCGUGUUGAAGCACAUUCCUCCCUAUGGAUUUCUCUACCAUAAACAACUACAGUCUCUCUUCAGACAGUGUGGUCAAGUCAAAUCCGUUGUAUUUGAUGGUACAAAUUCUCCUUUUCAGGUUCCUGAUGAACUGAUUUUUUCUUUACGUGUGUGGAGCAGAGCCUUCGUGGAGUUCUCACGUAAUCCGACAGAGAGGUUUAAAACUCUUCCCGCGGUGUACAUGGCGAUCAAGAUGUCUCAGCUGAAAGUUGCCCUGGAGCUGAAUGUACACUCUGCAGAGGAAAUCGAGGGGAAGGUCCAAGGAGGGGCGGUUUCGAAGCUCAGGAACACAAGGGUGAAUGUGGACUUCCAGAAGCAGACAGUAGAUCCUAUGCAGGUCUCAUUUAACACAUUCGACAGGUCCCAGACAAUUACAGAUCUUCUCUUAACAAUUGAUGUCACAGAGGUGGUUGAGGUAGGACACUUCUGGGGAUACAGGGUUGAUGAGAGAACCUCCAAGAUUCUGAGAAAGCUCACUGCUGAAAUAAACCGACUGAAAUUGGUGCCGUUGCCCACGCACCCGCACCCGGACCUGGUCUGCCUGGCGCCUUUCACUGAUUUUGACCAAGAGAGCUACUUUCGAGCUCAAAUCCUUUACGUUUCUGGGAAUUCUGCUGAGGUGUUCUUUGUGGACUAUGGCAACAGGUCUCACGUGGAUCUGGAUCUUUUAAUGGAGAUUCCCUGUCAACUUCUCGAACUCCCGUUUCAGGCGCUGGAGCUGAAGAUCCGCGGGAUGCGGCCCUCCGCCAAGUCUCUGGUGUGCGGCGAGCACUGGAGCCUCGAGGCCAGCCGGCGCUUCGCCUCCCUCGUGAACGGCCGCGCCCUCCUCGUGAGGGUCUUCUCCGUGGUGCACGGCGUCCUGCAUGUGGACGUGUACCGGUGCGAGGGGGCCCAGGACACCGUCAGCGUGAGGGACGUCCUCAUCCAGGAGGGCCACGCCGAGCUCGCCGAGGAGCCCUACGAGUCCAGACAAAGCCACGAAGCUCUCAAGGGUCUCUUCUCCAAGUCCGUGGAAGACAUAGCAGAUAUGUCUAUGCCGUCACCCGUGAAAGAUGACAAAAAGUACCUGAUUCGGAUUUUGUUGGAGAGCUUUUCUUCUAAUAAACUGGGGGCUCCCAAUUGCAAGGCAAUACUUCACGGGCCUUUUAACCCUUAUGAACUGAAGUGUCACAGUUUGACCAGAAUCUCCAAGUUCAGGUGUGUUUGGAUCGAGAAGGAAAGCAUCAACUCUGUCAUCAUCAGCGACGCCCCUGAGGACCUCUACCAGAGGAUGCUGGUUGCGGCUUCCCUGUCAGUCAACGCCACCGGGUCCACCAUGCUGCUGAGAGAGACCUCUCUGAUGCCCCACAUCCCCGGCCUCCCGGCUCUCCUCAGUGUGCUCUUUGCACCCGCGAUGGAGCUGAGGGUUGAUCGGGAUGGAAAAAACUAUACUGGAGUCCUUUGUGGUUUGGGGUGGAAUCCAACCACGGGGGCCCCUAUCCUGCCAGAGCAUGACAUUGAGCUAGCAUUUGAUGUUCAGUUCAACGUGGAGGAUAUCAUAGAGAUCAAUAUUCUCAGGGCUGCUAUUAACAAGCUAGUGUGCGAUGGACCCAAUGGGUCGAAGUUUCUUGGGCCAGAAAGAAUCGCACAGUUACAGGACAGCGCUCGUCAGAAACUUCUAGGUUUGUUCUGUCAGUCGAAACCAAGACAGAGAAUUGUCCCUGCGUGGCAUGAAAAGCCGUACGAAUGGAAUCAGGUGGAUCCAAAGCUGGUCAUGGAGCAGGCUGAGCGGGAGAGCGGCCGAGGGAAGAACACCUUUCUCUACCAGCUUCACAAACUGAUUGUUCUCAGUGCCUAGGCGUGCCGGCGGGCCAUGCCCCGGUUCCUCCCGAAGGAACCAGAUCCGCCACGGAGCGGUGGAUUAAAGGCUCCAGCUGUAGACUGACUUCUCUGUAUCUGAGCAUUACGGUCUUCGCCCACUGCAUCCAAAAGGUCUUCCCCAUCCUGGUUCCUCUUCUCUGUGGGUGGUGGCUGGAGAGUGGCAUUUCUGUUCUGGUGGGAAGGAUUGGAAAGUCUAGUCUUUUCCAGAAACAGAAAAAUCACUGUGUUAAAGAUUCUGGGAUAACACCGUUCUGAAAGAAAGCUUUAUUUGGAAAAAGAGCUAUAUUUUGCUUUGAAUUUAUUAAGGUAAACAGAAAUAGACGAUCUUACAUGUAAGGUUCCAGAAUGUGCUAGUAUGUUCUAUCUUGUUACAGUGAUUUAAACCUGGGGUACAGGCAGAACCACGAACCCCAAACCCCGCAACAGGGAGCUGCAUGUUUCUUACAACUGUGUGGCAUUUUCUAAUUUUCUUUUCUGUGAGGAAAAAUAUUUAAUUUUGAUAAAACUAACUUCAGUUUUGUAUAUUUUAGAUUUUUACUUACGUUACAAUUCGGAGUCCAAAUUUUGGAAAUCAGAGAGAUUACCUGGCAACUAGUAUUAUCUGUGUUAAAGAAUAAAAAAGCAUGAGACC